This is a messenger RNA of Hyphopichia burtonii NRRL Y-1933, 975 nucleotides long. RefSeq names its product succinate--CoA ligase (GDP-forming) subunit alpha (gene LSC1). Bases 1 to 975 code for a protein of 324 amino acids. NCBI's taxonomy places the organism in Eukaryota, Fungi, Ascomycota, Pichiomycetes, Serinales, Debaryomycetaceae. The record is from RefSeq and is a predicted model, not a curated record. The transcript has a single exon. Gene Ontology annotation, biological process: tricarboxylic acid cycle. Gene Ontology annotation, molecular function: succinate-CoA ligase (GDP-forming) activity; succinate-CoA ligase (ADP-forming) activity. Gene Ontology annotation, cellular component: succinate-CoA ligase complex (ADP-forming); mitochondrion.
AUGUUGAACAGACAAUUUAUUCGUGGAUUUGCUUCCUCCAAGCCAGCUAGAAACUAUGCUUCUACCAUUAAGAAUUUAAAGGUUAAUGCUGAUACCAAGGUUAUCUACCAAGGUUUCACUGGUAGACAAGCCACUUUCCAUGCCGAACAAGCCAUUGCUUAUGGUACUAAGGUUGUUGGUGGUACCAAUCCAAAAAAGGCUGGUACUACUCACUUGGAUCAACCAGUUUUUGCUAAUGUUAGUGAUGCCAUUAAGCAAACUGGAGCUAAUGCCACUGGUAUUUUUGUUCCCCCAUCAAUUGCUGCCGCAGCCAUUGAAGAAGCCAUUGAAGCUGAAAUCGAAUUGGCUGUUGCCAUUACUGAAGGUAUUCCUCAACACGACAUGGUUAGAAUUGCUCAAAUGUUGAAAACUCAAUCAAAGACCAGAUUAGUUGGUCCAAAUUGUCCAGGUUUGAUUGCUCCUGAACAAUGUAAGAUUGGUAUUAUGCCAUCCCAUAUUCAUAAAAAAGGUAAAGUUGGUGUUAUUUCAAGAUCAGGUACUUUAACUUAUGAAGCCGUUGCUCAAACUACUCAAGUUGGUUUAGGUCAAUCUUUAGUUAUUGGUAUGGGUGGUGAUCCUUUCCCAGGUACCAACUUCAUUGAUGCAUUAACUUUAUUCUUAAAUGAUAAAGAAACUGAAGGUAUUAUUUUAAUUGGUGAAAUUGGUGGUACCGCCGAAGAAGAAGCUUCUGAAUUCUUAAAACAACACAACUUAACCAGACCUGAAGGUGCCAAACCAGUUGUUUCCUUCAUCGCUGGUGUUUCUGCUCCUCCAGGUAGAAGAAUGGGUCAUGCUGGUGCCAUUGUUGCUGGUGGUAAAGGUGAUGCCAACUCUAAAAUCGCUGCUUUAGAAUCUGCCGGUGUCGUUGUCGAAAAAUCCCCAGCUAGAUUGGGUAACUCCUUGUUAUCUGAAUUCAAAAACAAAGGUUUAUUGUAA